Hypanus sabinus (Atlantic stingray) is the source of this 5725-nucleotide messenger RNA. Its product is annotated as protein ARK2N-like. The record is from RefSeq and is a predicted model, not a curated record. The transcript has 4 exons. Lineage: Eukaryota; Metazoa; Chordata; Chondrichthyes; Myliobatiformes; Dasyatidae. Bases 195 to 680 code for a protein of 161 amino acids.
UUUCUUAAGCUCGACGGCGUGUUAUUUGGUAACACUGAAGAUGCAGGACCACAGCUACAGAAAUAACCAGAUGUACCUGUACUUUCUGAAUCUGAAGACUGGAAAUUUUGCCAAACAUAUUUUAAAGGGAUGGCCCUCCAGUGACAGCACAUUAUGAUAUUUCUGACACUAGCUCCGACCCAGGCGUGUUGACCAUGGAUAAUCUUAUUGCAGCUGCUGCCGCGCAGGAACAAUUCUCUUUUGGACAUCACGAGUUUAAGGUCAACACAGUUAGGAACCAAGGUCUACUGGAACAAUGUGUUGCAGGUCGAGAAGAGAACUUCAUAGCAGCUGAUGGCUCCACAGGCUUUUUUGUAGCUGAAAAAGAAGAAAUUCAAAUUGCCUCCUCAGAUAGUGAGGUUGAAAUAGUAGGAGUCCAAGAGGAUUCAAGGUACACUCAGACCCGGCCUGGUGUCAUUCAGCGAUGUUCAUCAUGGAAGCAGAGUUCUCAUUCAUACUGCCUCAGCAACAGGGAGCAACCACAACAGAUGCAUUCGUGGUCUGCCAUUUCGCAGCCAACCUGGAGCGGACCAUCAGAAGUUGUUGACCUUACUCUUGAUGAAGAUGCUAGACGCAGAAGCCAUCAUGUGCUUUCUUUGUUCUGUGCUGCAAGGAGAGAAAAAAGGAAAAAAAAUGCUUGACAUCACCUAUCUGUCGUUUAAAGAUUUGUAAAGCUAUUUCAUUUUUUGUUCUGAGUGGAAUUGCUGUAGUUUCUAUCAUUAGUGCUUCCCACAAAGGUAUGUUUCCUCAUUGUCUUCAAAUGUCAAUAUGUCAGUAUUGUGGGGUCCAUACAGGAAGAAUGUUUAGAAGUUUAAUUAGUAUUUUACAUUGUGCCAUGAGCUUCAGGAGGUCAUCAGAUUCAAAUUGCAUUUACCUAAACUAGAGUUGCAGAGUUACCAGAGCUAAACUUGCCCAUCAGGUGGCAUAAUCAUGCUGGAGCUAGGUGCACCAUCAAUUUAAGUAAUAAAUAGUUGACUUUAAAUGUUUCUCUUUUGUUUUGAAUUUUAAAGGCUGGUACAGGAAACACUGAAUCUUUUGUUUAAGACUAGCAUCUUUUGCUUUUGACCUCUAGCACGUACUGUAACAGUUCACUUUAAUUAACUAGAGUAGAUGAAUAUUGAUCAAUGCCAUAAAGAACAAAGGAAAAAUGAUAGUCAUCAUAUAUGUGGCAGUGUAGCUCAUUAUGUUAGGCCUGGUCUGUUUAUUAGUUUAUUUCAAGAAUGUAUAGGAAAGCACUAAUCUGGUAAGAGUGCUGCCACCACAUUUACAGCACAAAGGAAUUUUACCCAUUGACAGUAGGGCUGCAAAAACUUGUAUUAUUACACCAAGCAGCAAUGAUAAUUUGUAUUUUCAAGCCUGAUGGUAAUUUGUGGUCACUCAUGCUACCUGUUAAAAAUGGUGGUUUAAAAUUGAACAUGUUAAAUUGAGCAGGAAACGUAGUGCUGAACAUGUCAUAGUUGUGCAACCAGGUGCACUUACUGGGCACUUAUUUUAUGUUCUUGGACAAGUUUUAUUGGGUGAAAUGCAUCCAAGUGAUUUGUUUGGAUAAAGGCAUCAAAUAUUCUGUGUUUCCCCAAAGCUGGAGAGAUUUUAAGGUUGCACAUGUUAGCUGAUCUUAGAUCGAUGUUUAAGAUGGUAAAAUUACUUUUGUACCUUUAAUCAUAAUUUAUGCUAGAAAGUUGAGCUUGCAUUUUCAGUAAAGUUUGAUCAGGUUAAGUUAUGAUACAUCCCAUGGCUGGGAGGGCUGUUAGACCUCUAAAUCACAGAAUUAUCAAGUGCAAAAAGACAUUGGCAGUCCAUCUUGUUCACAACAGCAUUUUGAAAGCCAUCUAAUUAGGAACUCCACUGCACCCACAAUCCCUCUGCUUCCCUCAUGGACUUCUAAAUUACUUGCUUCUAGAGAAUAGGGUAAUUGAAAGAAGUAUUGAAAGGAAGCCAGUUUUGGUGUGCCAUUAAAUCUGGGAAGUUUUAUUUUUUGAUUCAUGAUCUCUUUGGAAAUCCUGUUUAAUGAAACUUCUCAUUUCCUAAUAUUUGAAGGAUUUCCAUUUUGGAAUCAAAGCUGCAAAGAAAACUAAGCCAUUUAUCCCAUUGGUUGUUUAUUGUAUUAUAGUGGUAAAUGGCAGUUUUAAUUUAUUGAUAAAGUUGUUGAUAGUGAGCCCUGUUGUUAAAAUCUGUGUAUUAUAUUUUAGCAGCUUCAAUUACAAGUGUCAGAAUCUUUUUUUAUAUCUUACCUGUGUAUUUUUUUCAUUUGCAUUAUUAUUUCUUUUUAGUGGAGUUCUGGAGUGAUUACCACUUUUGAGUUUUGAGAGUGUUUUAUCAGAAAGGUACUGAUAAACUGAUAGUUUAUGAUAACUUAUAGUUGAUGAUAACUUAUAGUUGAUGAUAACUUAUAGUUGUAAGUGUAAAUUAUCAUCCCGAGAAAUCACUAGGGACUAAUAUUUGUGGCAGUAGCAUUUUAAUGUUUUGUUUUUAAUCCUUUAUGCUAUUAUUCAAAACUUUGUGCACUCAAAGUUGAGUACAUUUUUGUUCAAAAAGUGUGAAUAAUGGUGGAUCUCUUUGCACACCAAACCCCAUAGCCAACCUCCCUAGUUCAAUUUUUUUUAAGAUGGUAACUACCUUUAUCUAGCAUUGGUUGUUUGCAUUAUGUGAACCAACUUGGUAGAUGAUGUGAACUUGAGAAACAGGAGAAGAUUAGGCUGAUCAGACUGUCAUUAAGGUCAUUAACUGAUCCAUUCUUGGCCUCAAUGCCACAUUCCUUCACUCUGUCUAUACCCCUACAUUGGCUUGCAGUUUAAAUGUCUGACAAUCUUGCACUUGAAUACAAACAAGGACUCCACCUCCAUGGCUGUUUGGAGACCAUUGAACCCAACAUAUAGCUUGAAGCAACACACACAAAAUGCUGGAGGAACUCAGCGGGCCAGUUAGCAUCUAAGAAAAGAGUACAGUUGACGUUUUGGGCCAAAACCUGCCAAAAAGUUUCAGCCCAAAACAUAGACUGCACUCUUUUCCGAGAUGCUGCCUGGCCUGCUGAGUUCCUGCAGCAUUUUGUGUGUGUUGCUCAGAUUUCCAGCAACUGCAGAUUUUCUCUUGUUUGUAAUAUAGUUUGGAGCUCUGAUCUUGACCCCAUUACAUUAUGUUUUCCUAUUUUAAAGGCUGCAGUUUAAUUGUGUGGAGUUUUAGUAGAUUUGCCAACAGGUUGCCAGACUAUGAAUAAUUCUCAGCUUCCUGUGAAGUAUAUAGUUAAAGAAAGUAACCUUCCCACUUUAAAAUAAAGUGAAACAAUUCCAUUCAGCCCUUAAAAUGUAUAUUUUUUGAUAGCAAGCUUAAGUAGGGUCCAUUAAAUGACAAACCAUAGAAUAUUAUCUACAACAUCACAUAAAUUCCAGAUAGAUUACAUAAAACUCAACUCAUAUUUUGUGUUAACAUCUUAGCUGGUGUUUGUGAUAGUUUUCCAAUUGGGCAAGUUUUUGUAUUGCAUGUAGUUUUAUGUGCAUAUUGCUCUGAAAUGGUGUUUGCUUUAAAUUGAACUUAGAUCACUCUUCGAACCAUUUAGUGUUAACUGGGAUUCAUAUACCUCAUACGUGUCUCUGAGCAAUCAUGGUUCAGGUUCAGGAAUCCUGUUUUGUUGUGUAAAAUCACUCUCAACUAUUGGAAAUUUCCAUUAAAUGAUGUCCACUCUUUCUCCCUAUGUGCUCCUGCAGUUAAUAACUAUCCCGCAAGUAAGACGCUCACAGAAUUGGUAUAUAACAAGUGAAGAUUUCAGGUGAUUAUCUGUGCCUAUGUUAUACUAAAUGCUUUGUUACAGGUUUAUACUCUAGAAAAAAGGGUUGUAUUCAGUAAAAAGUCAAAUUAUAUAAUUCUGCCAUUAGUUAAUUUAAGUGGAUGCUGCUAUCUAAUUCCUUGUAGAUUUUAAAUUAAUUAAAAGGUACUUGCUACCUUUUUAAAAAAAAAUUCCUGAUGGUUGCUAACUGCUACUCUAUAAAAAUUUUCUAAAUCACUUCUGAGUAGUGCAUGUAACAGUGUUAAGAAGAAAAGUUGAGAGUAGCCCUUCACCUGAGACAAACCUAUGAAAUGAACAAUAUUUAUUUUAUUUAGUAAUUCGGUAUGGGUUAGGCCUUCUGGCCCUCAAACCACACUGCCCCAGCAAGCCGUGACAAAACCUAACCUACUCAUAGGACAAUUUACAAUGUCCAUUUAACCUACCUGAUAUGUCUUUGGACUAAGGGGAACCUGAAGAACCUAGGGAAAUACCAUGCAUUCCAUGGGGAAGAUUAGAGUCCUUGGAGGUAGCGCUGGAAUUGAACUACAGACUCUGGAGUGCCCGAGCUAAAAUAGUGUCUCGCUGCCAUGGCGUCCAGCAUAUGAUAUGAAUCAAUCCUUGAACUACUUUUUGUUCAUCCAAAGUUCUUUAGAAGAAGCAAUAAAAAUAAGAAAACAAAUCAAAUGCAGACGUUAGUCUGGUGAGAAGGGUGGCUGCUUAUUCAGGAUUGGGGUUUGAGUUUAUUAAAAUAACUAAAAUGUGUUUGUUCUUUACCUUGAUCAUUUUAACCUUUUCUAUUCAGGCACAAAGGAGCUGCUACUCAAAAGAUUAAUACUUCGAUGCUACCCAUGAAGUAUUGUCCUAGUUUGAUCAAAGCCUCUCCUAAGUAGUUACAUCUAUUCCAGGGUACUAAAGCUCAGGGAAAUAAAUAAAAAUAGUGUUGUUAUAUCUGACAGAUUACUCAGCAAACUCAGUUGAGGAAUGCACACCAAGAUAUCGAGUGAAAACAGUAUUGGGCUCAGCUGUUUGUUAAAGUAGUCUUGACCACUUUAAGAGUUUGUGUUUGAACACCCACUUGAAAGAUGGAUUGAAGGACUACCAUUAUCCUCUGACUACUAACUAUCCUGCCAUGCACCAAGGAGAAAGACUAAGGAGGAACCAUGAGCUGUGUCUAAACCCUGUAGAGGAGGAUUUUGUUUGGCUAAUAUAAUUGCAUAUAGUGGCUGAUUUCUCAUAGAAUCUUGUGUUUCCUGUUACAUAUGCUAGAACUUCUCAUCUUUUUCUAGAUGAAUCAUAAGCAGUCACAAAAGGCAAGGCAAUGUAGAAACUAUAGAUGCAAUCUACAUGAUAUCCCCAGGAAUCAGUAGUACAAUAUUUGCUCAUCAAUUUCAUAAGGGAAUUUAGUACAGAGUUUCAUCCAAAUCAAAACAAUAUACCUGUGUUUAAAAAUGUCAAACCACUGCUACGAAUAUUACUGCUUUACUAAAUCUGGAUUCUUUGGGAUAUGGUUUAUAUUUCAGGACCAUCUUCUUUUUGAGGGUUUAUUUAAUUUUUGUGUAGGAAUUGGAUAAAGUUUGCUGUUCUAAAAGUAGCCACACUGGAUAGUAACAGCAAGACCUAAAAGAACUGAGGUAUAAAUGCUUGUAAGUAGAUUUUAUUGAAGCAUAAAAAUGUAUAGAAUUAUUACAAGAGUUUAAAUUGCAGUUUAAGGAAGCAAUUCUAAAUAAUCUUCAAUUUAUAAAGUGAAAAUCUGAUGAGAUUGCACUAAUUAUGGAUUUUGUGUUUUUGUUUCAAAUAUGUAAAUACUUAAUGCUGCCUUUUCUGAGGUUCUGGUAGCAGUGUAUAGAAUUUUAACUGUUAUGCAGUGAUUAUAAAAAAAAACAAAAAUUGAGAAAGAAGAAUUAAAAAAAACUUUUAAACAAUGAA